This is a messenger RNA of Onychomys torridus (southern grasshopper mouse), 2812 nucleotides long. It is a transcript of the gene Asah2, whose product is annotated as N-acylsphingosine amidohydrolase 2. Gene Ontology annotation, molecular function: N-acylsphingosine amidohydrolase activity. The record is from RefSeq and is a predicted model, not a curated record. The coding region runs from base 355 to 2625 and encodes 756 amino acids. The transcript is spliced from 22 exons. Gene Ontology annotation, biological process: long-chain fatty acid biosynthetic process; ceramide catabolic process; sphingosine biosynthetic process. Gene Ontology annotation, cellular component: extracellular region. NCBI's taxonomy places the organism in Eukaryota, Metazoa, Chordata, Mammalia, Rodentia, Cricetidae.
CCAUCAGCAGGCUCAGCAGGGUGCCUGGUGCCAGCUGGAUGAGUCAGCAUGCAAGUGGUUAAGUUAGAGAGCCUUGGCUUUCUGGGUUGGAGCAUCCAGCGUUCAAGAGUUAACCUGCAGCCGGCUUCGGCUUUGGAAGAGCCCAGGCAGAGGAUACACAAGCGUCCCAGCAGGCACUCUGGCUUGCAGGGAAUGACAUGCCGUUUUGAAUGAGCAGCUGCAGCAGCGAGUUGGGAUUUGGAAACACAUUGAGGAAUCAGCCUCACAAUCUGCAAGGGACAAGGGAUGAGAUUCUGAAUGGUCAUUUGCUCUUCUGGAAGGUGAACACUGCUUUGAUUCACAGAAUCAGGAGAAAUGGCAAAACGUACCUUCUCCAGCUUGGAGGCAUUCCUCAUUUUCCUUCUGGUAAUGAUGACAGUUAUCACAGUGGCCCUCCUCACCCUCCUGUUCGUCACCAGUGGGACCAUUGAAAACAACAAAGAUUCAGGAAAUCUUGGGUCUUCAACCACUCAAGAUCCCAUGACCACCCAGACUUCUCCAAUCACACACACUCCAGAGCCUCCUCCAUUUCAGAACUUCAGUGGUUACUACAUUGGUGUUGGGCGAGCUGAUUGCACAGGACAAGUGUCAGAUAUCAAUUUGAUGGGCUAUGGCAAAAGUGGCCAGAAUGCACGCGGGCUCCUCACCAGGCUGUACAGCCGUGCUUUCAUCUUGGCAGAUCCAGAUGGGUCAAAUCGAAUGGCAUUUGUCAGUGUUGAACUAUGCAUGAUUUCCCAACGACUCAGGUUGGAGGUCCUGAAGAGACUACAGAGUAAAUAUGGCUCCCUGUAUCGAAGAGACAAUGUCAUCCUGAGUGGCAUUCACACACACUCAGGUCCAGCGGGAUUUUUCCAAUACACACUCUAUAUACUAGCCAGUGAAGGGUUCAGCAAUCGAACCUUUCAGUACCUGGUGUCUGGCAUCGUGAAGAGCAUUGAGAUCGCACACACAAAUCUUAAACCAGGGAAAAUCUUUAUCAACAAAGGAGAAGUUGCUGGUGUGCAGAUCAACAGGAGCCCCUCUUCUUACCUUCAGAACCCAGCAUCAGAGAGAGCAAGGUAUUCUUCAAACACAGACACAGAAAUGUUAGUCUUGAAAAUGGUGGAUUUGAAUGGAGAAGACUUGGGCCUUAUCAGUUGGUUUGCCAUCCACCCUGUCAGCAUGAACAAUAGCAACCACUUUGUAAAUAGUGACAAUAUGGGCUACGCAGCUUACCUAUUUGAGCAAGAGAAGAACAGGGGGUAUCUACCUGGACAGGGACCAUUUGUAGCAGGCUUUGCUUCAUCAAAUCUCGGAGAUGUGUCCCCAAACAUUUUUGGUCCACAUUGUACCAACACGGGAGAGUCUUGCGACAAUGAACAAAGCACCUGUCCCAUCGGCGGGCCUAGCAUGUGCAUGGCCAAAGGACCUGGGCAAGAUAUGAUUGACAGCACACAAAUUAUAGGACGGGCCAUCUACCAGAGAGCCAAGGAGCUGCAUGACUCUGCCUCUCAAGAAGUGACUGGACCAGUGUUUGCAGCUCACCAGUGGGUGAACAUGACAGAUGUGACCGUCCAGCUCAAUGACACGCAUGCAGUGAAGACAUGUAAACCUGCCCUGGGUUACAGUUUUGCGGCAGGCACAAUUGACGGAGUUUCAGGCCUCAAUAUUACACAGGGGACAACUGAAGGGGAUGUAUUUUGGGACACUAUUCGGGACCAGCUCUUGGGCAAACCAUCUGAAGAAAUCAUAGAAUGCCAUAAACCUAAGCCAAUCCUAAUUCAUACUGGAGAGCUGACAAAACCUCAUCCUUGGCACCCAGAUAUAGUUGAUGUUCAGAUUGUUACUCUUGGGUCACUGGCCAUCGCUGCUAUCCCUGGGGAGUUUACAACUAUGUCAGGACGAAGAUUUCGAGAGGCAGUUAAAAAAGAAUUUGAAUCUUAUGGGAUGAAGAAUAUGACUGUUGUUAUUUCGGGUCUAUGCAAUGUUUACACACAUUACAUCACCACAUAUGAAGAAUACCAGGCUCAGAGGUAUGAGGCAGCAUCUACAAUUUAUGGACCACACACUCUGUCAGCACACAUCCAGCUCUUCAGAGACCUUGCUAAGGCAAUUGCUACGGACACAGUAGCCAACAUGAGCAGUGGCCCGGAGCCUCCAUUCUUCACAAACCUGAUAGCUACGCUUAUCCCUAAUAUUGCGGAUAGAGCACCAAUAGGCAGACAUUUUGGGGAAGUUCUGCAGCCAGCAAAACCUGAAUACAGAGUGGGAGAAGUGGUUGAAGUUAUAUUUGUAGGUGCUAACCCAAAGAAUUCAGCAGAAAACCAGACCCAUGAAACCUUCCUCACUGUGGAGAAAUAUGAGGAGUCUAUAGCCGACUGGCAGAUAAUGUAUAAUGAUGCCUCCUGGGAGACAAGGUUUUAUUGGCACAAGGGAAUACUGGGUCUGAGCAAUGCAACAAUUGAAUGGUAUAUUCCACAUACUGCACAGCCUGGAACCUACAGAAUAAGAUAUUUUGGACAUAAUCGGAAGCAAGAGCUUCUGAAGCCUACUGUUAUACUUGCAUUUGAAGGCAUUUCUCCUCCUUUUGAAGUUCUAACUACUUAGUGAAAAGUUGGCAGAUAUUGAAAAAUAGCUUUUCUCUGUGUACAUUAUAGAAUGAUUUCACACAAAUGUGAGUUACCAGUUUGAUUUUUGUAACUGUCCCUGUUUGAGGGACAGAUAGUUUAUUGCUAAUGGGACACAUAUGUGUGUCUAUGUGUUUGUAUGAUUAUGAACAUGCAUGGAGAGAGAG